CCAGUACCUUGAAAAUUACCUAUGGAUGAAUUAUUCUCCAGAGGUGUCCAGUAAGGCAUAUUUAAUGUCAAUCUGCUGUAUGGUGAAUGAGAAGUUCAGAGAGAAUGUCCCUGCGUGGGAGACAUUCAAAAAAAAGCCAGAACAUUUUCCCUUCUUUUUCAAACGCAUACUGGAAGCAUCGCUGGUUGAAAAUGACAGUGAAUACUCUCUGCAUGAACAGACUGUCCUGCUGCUUUUCCUUGAUCACUGCUUCAAUAGUUUGGAAGUGGAUUUGAUCAGAAGUCAGGUGCAGCAGCUCAUUUCCUUACCAAUGUGGAUGGCUCUACAACCUAAACGACUGGAACAAGAGCUGAAAAAGACACCAAAACUAAGAAAAUUCUGGAAUCUAAUUAAGAAAAAUGAUGAGAAAAUGGAUGAGGAGGCAAGAAUGCGAGCAUAUCAGGAGAGAAGAUUUCUUUCUCAGCUCAUUCAGAAAUUCAUUUCUGUGCUGAAAUCAAUACCUGUCUCAGGUCCUGUUUCUAUGGACAAAGUUCAUUAUUGCGAAAGAUUCAUUGAACUCAUGCUAGAUCUUGAGGCUUUGCUUCCCACGCGGCGCUGGUUUAAUACGGUGUUGGAUGACUCCCAUCUUGUUGUUCACUGUUACCUGUCCAGUCUUGCUAAAAGAGAGAAGGAGGGUCAUCUCUUCUGCCAGCUUUUAGAUAUGCUUAAAUUCUACACGGGCUUUGAAAUCAAUGAUCAGACUGGAAAUGCUUUGACAGAGAAUGAGAUGACAACAAUUCACUAUGACAGAAUUACUUCUUUACAGAGAGCAGCAUUUGCACAUUUCCCAGAGUUAUAUGACUUUGCACUCUCAAACGUAGCUGCAGUAGAUACUCGUGAUUCACUGGUGAAGUUAUUUGAACCCCUUAGCUCAAAUGUUCUCCACCAGGUGGCGUCAUACCUCUGCCUGCUGCCGCCCCUUCCCGACGGGGAGGACUCGAGCUACGAGAAGGCUUUUCUGCUGGAGUUGCUGGUUUCCCGUCAUGAGCGACGAAUAUCUCAAAUUCAACAACUCAACCAGAUGCCUCUUUAUCCCACUGAGAAGAUUAUUUGGGAUGAAAAUAUUGUACCAACUGAAUAUUAUUCUGGAGAAGGCUGCCUUGCGCUUCCCAAAUUGAAUCUACAGUUUCUGACUCUUCACGACUACCUUCUGAGGAACUUCAAUCUCUUCCGCUUAGAGUCUACCUAUGAGAUCAGACAAGAUAUUGAAGAUAGUGUCAGUAGGAUGAAACCAUGGUUGUCAGAAUAUGGAGGUGUGGUCUUUGGUGGAUGGGCUAGGAUGGCACAACCCAUUGUCUCUUUCACAGUGGUGGAGGUGGCAAAGCCCAAUAUUGGUGAAAACUGGCCCAUGAGAGUACGAGCAGAUGUUACAAUUAAUUUGAAUGUCCGAGAUAACAUCAAAGAUGAAUGGGAAGGUCUGCGUAAGCAUGAUGUCUGCUUUUUGAUUACGGUACGUCCCACACAACCUUACGGCACCAAGUUUGACCGACGACGACCUUUUGUUGAGCAAACUGGCCUGGUGUAUGUCAGAGGCUGUGAAAUCCAGGGCAUGUUGGAUGAGAAAGGACGUGUUAUUGAAGAAGGACCUGAACCCAAACCAAGACUUAGAGGGGACUGCAGAACAUACAGAGUAUUUCUGGACCCAAACCAGUAUCAACAAGACAUGACCAAUACAAUCCAAAAUGGAGCAGAAGAUGUUUAUGAGACAUUUAAUAUAAUAAUGAGAAGAAAACCAAAAGAAAACAAUUUCAAGGCUGUUCUGGAGACUAUUAGGAAUUUGAUGAACACAGAUUGUGUAGUUCCUGACUGGCUGCAUGACAUCAUUCUCGGCUAUGGAGACCCAAGUAGUGCACACUAUUCAAAAAUGCCAAAUCAGAUUGCAACUCUGGAUUUUAAUGACACUUUCCUGUCCAUUGAUCACUUAAAAGCUAGCUUUCCUGGAUACGAUAUUAAAGUGACCAUUGAUGAUCCAGUUCUGCAGAUACCACCCUUCAGGAUAACUUUCCCAAUAAAAGGAGGUAAAGGAAAGAAAAGAAAAGAGGAGGAUCGGAAUGAAGAAAAACCUGAAGAAGCUAAAACACUGAUUGUAGAGCCUCAUGUCAUUCCAAACAGGGGACCAUAUCCAUAUAAUCAACCAAAACGUUUACAAGAACCAGCCCAUAACUGCUGGGUUACUGUAUUCCUCUUAGGCAAGAAUCUGCCUUCACAUUGGACUAAGGCUUUCAUGGUGUAUGUACGUGUUCUUGAAGUUCACAGAAGCCAAGCAAUUGUACAUGAAACAGAAGAUGAUGUUGUUGUUGUUAAUGUAGUUGGUCCACCUGGUACUGGAAAAACUGAUGUAGCAGUCCAGAUAAUAUCCAAUCUUUAUCAUAAUUUCCCAGAACAACGAACUCUUAUAGUUACCCACUCUAAUCAGGCCUUGAACCAGCUGUUUGAAAAAAUCAUGGCUCUAGACAUUGAUGAGCGUCACCUCCUGCGUCUGGGUCACGGAGAAGAGGAAUUAGAGACAGAGAAAGAUUUCAGCAGGUAUGGAAGAGUUAAUUAUGUGCUGGCUCGGAGACUUGAACUUCUGCGAGAAGUUGGGCGAUUGCAAGAAAGUCUUGGAGUCCCAGGAGAUGUUUCUUACACUUGUGAAACAGCUGGCCACUUUUUCUUAUACCAAGUAAUGUCUCGUUGGGAGGAGUAUAUCAGCAAAGUGAAAGUUAAAGGUGGGAAACUGCCAAAUGUUACGGAUGUCUCCAGUUUAUUUCCUUUUCACCAGUAUUUUGCAAAUGCUCCUCAACCAAUUUUCAAAGGCAAGUCCUAUGAAGAAGAUAUGGAAAUUGCUGAAGGGUGUUUUAGACAUAUUAAGAAAAUAUUCACUCAGCUUGAGGAAUUCAGAGCAUUUGAACUUCUCCGCAGUGGCCUGGAUAGAUCCAAAUACCUGUUGGUGAAAGAAGCAAAAAUCAUUGCCAUGACUUGUACUCAUGCUGCUCUGAAACGACAUGACCUGGUUGAAUUAGGUUUCAAGUAUGACAACAUCUUAAUGGAAGAGUCUGCUCAGAUUCUGGAGAUAGAAACCUUUAUACCUCUCCUGUUGCAGAAUCCCCAGGAUGGAUUCAGUCGUUUGAAGCGGUGGAUUAUGAUUGGUGACCAUCAUCAGUUGCCACCAGUCAUUAAGAACAUGGCUUUUCAAAAAUACUCCAACAUGGAGCAGUCUCUUUUUACACGGUUUGUUCGUGUUGGAGUGCCAACUGUUGAUUUGGAUGCACAAGGACGAGCAAGAGCAAGUUUAUGUAACCUCUACAACUGGCGUUACAAGAAUCUGGGUAACCUGCCUCACGUGCAGCUUCUGCCAGAGUUCAGAACAGCCAAUGCUGGGUUUUUGUACGACUUCCAGCUUAUAAACGUAGAAGACUUCAAUGGUGUGGGAGAGUCUGAACCUAAUCCUUAUUUCUAUCAGAAUCUUGGUGAAGCAGAGUAUGUUGUAGCACUCUUCAUGUAUAUGUGCCUGCUUGGUUAUCCUGCAGACAAGAUAAGUAUCCUGACAACUUACAAUGGACAGAAACACCUAAUCCGUGAUGUCAUUAAUCAGCGGUGUGGAAAUAAUCCACUGAUUGGACGGCCAAACAAGGUAACAACUGUGGACAGAUUUCAAGGUCAACAAAAUGAUUAUAUUCUACUUUCAUUAGUGCGUACCAAAGCUGUGGGCCACCUUAGGGAUGUCCGACGAUUAGUUGUUGCCAUGUCAAGAGCCAGGCUUGGGCUUUAUAUCUUUGCAAGGGUAUCCCUGUUUCAGAACUGUUUUGAGCUAACUCCAGCUUUCAGCCAACUCACAGCUCGACCACUUCACCUCCAUAUCGUUCCCACAGAACGUUUUCCAACAGCAAGACAGAGUGGAGAAAGACCAUCUCACCAAAUACAUGUUAUUAAGAACAUGCCUCAAAUGGCUAACUUUGUGUACAAUAUGUACAUGCACAUGAUACAGAGUACACGCCACUAUCAACAGCGUUUACUGCCCCCACCUGUCAUGAUGGAAGAAACUGAAACCACUCAAACUCAAGAGACUGAAGUAGAAGGUGAAGUGCAAGGCAUGCAGGAGGAUGCAGAAGAAGAAGAAAAUAAGGUAGGGGAAGAAAUGAUAAAGGAAGGAGAAUUGAAAGUGGCCGAAGUGGAUGAACAUCGAACCAUGCCAGAGCACCCCGGAAGAGACAGUGACAGUGGAGACAGUGAACCUGAGAAUGAGACUGAAAAGUGAUCCACGUGGUGUUUGUCACCUACAUGUUUUGGAAAACAGAUGGGGAAAAAACAGUUAGAUACAUAAUUGCUAUUUUUACAUUGACUUUUUUAAAUGGUUGCUUGUGUAAUGUGUCCUGUUUCAUUUAUUUUUCUCUGAAUACUUUGUGGACAAGCAAAAUGUUUGGCAAACGUUUUACUGAGUUCU
Molecule: messenger RNA, 4462 nt
Organism: Tauraco erythrolophus (red-crested turaco)
Lineage: Eukaryota; Metazoa; Chordata; Aves; Musophagiformes; Musophagidae
Source: RefSeq, a predicted model, not a curated record